ACAUUUGUUAGUAGCACCAGCUUAUCACAUUUAAUAAUUUCUGCAUAAUUAAGUAAUGAAUUAUAUGGGUUUAAUCAUUUAUGUAUAUAUAUUUAUUUUGUUUUCAGAUUUCUUCAUGUAAUUUGUCCACAAAGGGAUUAGACCAAGUAGAGGGCCUCCGGCAGGAGUUGGAGGAUGUCAAAAAGCAGUUGUCAGAAAAGGAGAAACUAGUUGCCAAGUACCAGAACCGCAUCAUAGAGCUAAGAGGGAGCAUUGAGAAGGACAGAUCUUCUGACGAACAAGUAUUUGUCCAGAGAAAUGUCGUCAGUGAACUUCGUGAAUUUAAUUUCGACCAGGAACAGCAAUCUCAUUCAUCAGUUAAAAAAGAACUGGAGAUAACACAAACCCAACUGUGCCAUAUGGAGAAGGAAGUGUCUCAGUUAAAAAAGAAACUGAAAGAAGCUGACUGCAAUGUGAAACGUUUGAGGAGUGAUCUUGUUGCCAGUGAGAAGAAUGCGAGAGAUAUGAGGUCAGCUCUAACAGCGGAAGUUGCGGAGAAACAUGAUCAGAUCUUGGCACUGCGAAGAGAGGUGGCAGCCCUGGAGGACCUGUUGAGACAGGCUGACAUGCAGACUCACUUCAAGGAUGAUAUCAUCAAAGAGCUGCGUAAGGAGGUCAAGGUUGCUCGAAGUAAGGAGACGCUGGUAGAGGUUCUGGGGAUCAAGGAGAGAUCGCUGUCACACCUGGAACACCUGACAGAACAGCUGGAACAGAAAGAACACACCAUUGGUUGCCUGAAGAACCAGCUUCAGCAGUACCGGGAGGCACCCAACGCUCUGUACAGGAUACGACAACAAGUGGACUGGUUUACAGAGAACAUCUCACAGCAGUGUGCCUCUGGCAAUGUUCCUGAGGAGUUCAAAAAGUGCAUCACAACAAUGCUUGAAGAACUGAGAGAAUCCAUUGAAUGUUGUAAUUUGGUACCUUCGAGCACAGGACCGUGCAAGGAAUCAAUAGAGUUAGUAAAAGUGGCACAGAAAAAGUUUGAUCGGUCUCAGAAGGAUCUGAGUCAGUCCUGGGCUUCUAUUUGGGAUUCAGUUCAUGAGAUAGACAGCCUGGACUUGUCACAGCAAGUUGAACACUGGAAGAAAUGCCUAGUCAGACGGCAGUGUUUGCAGCAGAAGAUCUGUGAGAUUAUCCAGUCCAUUACGCAGAUCAUCUCUUCAGCAACAACUCAAACAGGAACGAUUCUAAAUUCUGUGAAUUCUUUACAUAGCACACUCUGUAGUUUGGUUGAAGAGAUGAAUCAUCAUCAUGGUCAGCAAAGAGACAUCUCUGCCUGGCUGAAGAAACUGAACCACUUGGUGUCCAAAUCACUUGUCAAAACAGAAGAAAUAUGCCAGAUCGCUGUUAAUAGUAAAUCAGAAGAGAAGAAGAUAAAGAAUGAGCUGAUGACUAAAGUCCAGAGACUGGAUGCCUUGGAACUUCAACUCCUAGAGGUCACUGAUUCUGAACACAAAGCUUAUGAACAAUUCUGUAAGAUGGAAAAAACUCAGAGGGUGAAGGUAGACACCCUGCUGGCAACAGUCCUACACCACCAGGAGAUGUGGACACACCAGAUAGCAUUGAGUGACGACAUGAAGACUAGAAUUCUUCAUCUGAUUGAUUGUUUAAAACAAGUCAAUAAGCCAAGAAAAUCUAGAGCAGAGAUUCCAGUGGAGCGUAGUUUGAACGUCAAGUCCAUUGUGACUCGUAUAUCGUCAGAGAUCCGCAUCUCUAUCAGUGACAUCGAGCACAAGCAGAACCAGAUCAGCCACCUGGAGACAGACUUGAGCAAAGUGAGAGUGGUGUUGGAGACAGUUCAACAAGAGAUUGACGAUAUGAUUAAGGAGACCAACUCAAAAGAUCUCUCUAAAAAGGUUCCAUGUCUACUUAAGAAACUGAAAAAGCAGAUCACAAAUACACUUACCAAAGCAGGUAGUUUGGUAUCCGUGUACCAAGCUGCCAAGAAGGAGUAUGCCGGCACAGCUCAACAGGUUGUCCAACUGCAGCGUGAGUUUGACAGUCUGGAAGAGGAAGUUCAUAGUUCAUAUUACUACAUUUGUCAGGAAUAUAGCAAACCCAGUUCUCCAACUUGCGAAAGGAGGACAAGCAACUCAAAGGCGGAACUGGACAAGUAUAAGAAGCAAGUGAAGGAAAUAAAUGAAAUGCUCGACUCGUACUUUCAACAACAUCACAUUGUUAAAUGUCCUGGAACAAAUGAAAGGCCUAACCAGGAGACCAAACUGCAGCUGGAAUACGAGGAAAUGCAGAAAGCUCUUACAGAAAAAGAAGAGGCUCUCAGAAUGGUCAAAGAUAACCUUCAGGAGCUCAAGUGCAACAUUAAAGACCGAGAUCGUUUGGCAGCUAAUCAUGAAGAAACUAUCAGCGUACUUCAAAACUCCUUGAAAAUGAGCCAAAAUGAGGCAGAGGAACUCCAUACAAAGAUCACUAGUCUGGAAAUGAAGAAUACUGAUGCUGAGAAGGACUGCAAGAGACAAAUCCAGAGUUAUCAAAAUAAGAUCAGUGAUCUUCAAAGGUGCUUGAAGCAAUCAGAGGAUGCUACUUUGCAGUUGAAGGGCAGUGUCACAGCUCUGUGCAAGCUCAUGUUUGCUGAACUAAAGGCGCAGUAUAUUCAGUCCAUGGAGGAGAGUCUGCAGGACAGCCAAUCAGUGAGAAGCCUUCAGAACGCAAACCUGGAACUGGCAACACUGGCCGGACACCUCCAGGAGGACUGCAGGAGUGCCAACUGUAAACUCUCUGAGGCGUAUAAACAAAUGGCGGACAUGGAGAAAAAACACCAAAAGGCAGAAGCAGCUCUACAGAUUGUCAUAUCCAACCUUAAAGAAAAUAUCCAUAAAGAGCAAAAGAAUUUCAGUGAACUUACAAUAGCGAACAAAAAACUCCAAGAACAACUUACGUCCUCAUUAAACGCUUACAAGAAAGAAAUAGAAGACAACAACCAAAGGACUAAUGCGUCAAAAGAAGAAAACAUGAACAGGAUUAAUGAACUGGAGGAACAGGUUAAAUGUUGGUCUGCGAAAGUGCCGGAACUGGAGAGAAAGCUGCAGGAUCUACAGAAGAAGUUCAGCGAAUCUGCUCGACACGAGAAACAACUGCAACAAGAACUAUUAACUCUGGAGAAACAGUGUAAUGAAGAAGUGUGCUCUAAGCAAAGGGAAGUCAGCCAUCUGUCCAGUCUUGUGAAGUCGAUGACAGAGAAACUGAAGGAUGUGACAACUGAGCUGGAGAUAGAGAGGAAGAAGUGUUUUGAGUCAGAGCAGAAGUUACAGGCAGCGUGUUUGGCUUAUGAUGAACUUAAGAUCAAGGCUAAAGACAAAGAGACAACAGCUGAGAAGCUACAUGUGGCCUUGACCCAACUCAGCAAUAAGUUUGUGAGCCGCCGACUGGACACCAAAGGUUGUGUCAGACAUUACCAGGAGGAAUGUGCCAAAUUUGAAGCACUCUACAAUACGACGGCAUGCAAACUCCAUUCUAAAGAAGUGGAAAUGUCAUCAAUGAUCCAGGAAAUUGACAGAAUGAGAACAGAGAUUGACAGGCUUACUUUACCACCCCUUCUACAGAAAGAAGAAGACACCUGUCCGUUUCUGCUAGAAAGGGUCCAACAGCUGUCAAAAGAGAUCCAAGUUGCUCACUCCUGUCAAAAUAGCUAUGAGACAAAGAUAAAAGAAUUGACUGAAAAAUGCCACCAAAAAGAAGAGGAAAUCAGCUGUCUCAAGUCACAAAUAAAACAAGUUAUUAUGCAGAGGGACACACUGCUGUCAGACCUUGAGAGAGCUCAAGAGGAGAUUGCCAAACUCAAGGUCACCAAGUGCAGUCUGCAAGACACCAUCAAGAAAAUUGAACAGAACAAAGGCCAUCUGACGGAACAGGUGAAAAGUAUGCAGAAGAUCAUUUGUGAGGGACAGAGUCCGGACUCAGUGAAGCUCCAACCCAACAUUGAGCUACAACGAGAGAUAAGUUCUGCACUGUCCUGCCAGUUGCGUAGCGUCAAACAGAAACUUCACGCAACCAGACACAACUACAAGCAGUUGCAGAUAGCCUAUGACGAGCUAGAGAAGCGCUACAACUUGACACAAAAAGGAGAGCACUAUCUGGACCAGGUGCGGAAAGAUAAGGUGCAUUGUGCUCCUUGCACCUCCAAGUCUUCAAAAUCAGCAACUUACCUUAAAAACACAGAGGACAUUGGUGACAGAGAUCACUAUCUGGAGUUUUCUUCGCACACACGAAAUCCUGGCACAAACUGGCACCGAGCAGAGAAUUUGAACAGAAGGAGAAAAUAUGGAAGGAGAAACUCCAAAGAGUUGUGAGGAGAGAGAACUUCGACAUGAACAACUCGUCCUCUAGUAAUUGAAAUUGUGUGUACUCGAAUGUUAUAAACAGUUGCUGAGUUGUUAUAUCCUGCACAUUUCCCUCCAGCCUUGCCUGCUGUGGCUCUUCUCUGCGGAGGAUUUAAAAUUUGUCACAUGAUGAAGACUUGUUAGAGUUACAAUUCUUUAUAAUUUUGUAUUCAUAUGUAUUUACUAACUCGGAUAUAAGCAAUAAGUUCUAAAUUGGUCAUUUAUUUUGGAAUUCAAAUAAUAAAAAGAAUUUGCUCUUUGAAAA
This is a messenger RNA of Homalodisca vitripennis (glassy-winged sharpshooter), 4644 nucleotides long. RefSeq names its product structural maintenance of chromosomes protein 2-like. The record is from RefSeq and is a predicted model, not a curated record. The transcript has 40 exons. Bases 81 to 4349 code for a protein of 1422 amino acids. Lineage: Eukaryota; Metazoa; Arthropoda; Insecta; Hemiptera; Cicadellidae.